UGGAGCACAGUCGGUUUAAAUAUUCACAUGUUGAUCAUAUCAUAUUACAUACUUUAUCAAUGUAGGUGCAUCCGGUUUAACGUGCAAUGUGUCCUACUAGUUAGCGAAUAAAAUGUUACUAUUAUGUUAAACUUGAGACACGAAUGUGAAAUAUUUACAUUACUGCUCGUACAGUGUUUUCAUACUUUGGUGAAAGGACGGUACUGAGAUCAAUACAAUGAUGAACACAGCGAAAUUUUUUAUCAUCGGAAACUUUCUAGGCUUGACAUGUGCAUUUGCUUUGCUCAUAUCGGCUGGAAUUUUGAGCUCGCAAGAUAACGCUAGUGAUGACCUUCUUCAAAUGUACAAUUGGGAUAACACAAUAGGGACGGUCGCAACCAAUAUCAUAAUUUGCAGUAGCCUGCUUCUAGGCGUUAUUGUUGUUACAUCAAUCUUCGCUGUUUGUAUGAACAUGGAAUUGCCAGAGAAAAUGUUCCUUCCGUAUACAUACUUUCAAACAACAAUGAUCUUCGCAUGCUUCAUUUUCGGAAUCAUAUCUGCAGUUUCCAUGGUUCAGUUGGAUAAACUUGCGGUGACGUUGAACGACUCUCUCAGGAAUGAUUAUGUUCCCGGCGAGGGCGUUGUCGCAGAUGCAUGGGACCAAGCGCAGUUAAAGCUAUCCUGUUGUGGCGCAAAGGGACCGGAAGACUACUCUGUCAUACCACUCAAUGGAACAUUCGUUCCUUCUUCCUGCUGUAAGUACCUCAAACAAGAUGAAAACCACCAGCCUAUAAACGAAACGCUUUGCCAGUUUGAAGCAGAUCAGAUUCAACACAGUCAAAAAGCCAAUGCCACAUUUUUAAACACAGAGGGAUGUUACAGUAAGAUAAAAACGAACAUUUAUCACUACUUGUCCGUGCUCUUGGGAGUGUCUAUGUCAACGAAUUCCGCUCAGGUCAUCUAUAUAAUCAUGUUACAUGUAUGGAAAAGAAAAUGCGCAGAACAAAACUAUACGAGCGCGCCCUCCUGAGACAUGAUAUUUUUGGUUUCAACGUCUUAUGGAUUUUCUGAACAUGGCAGGCUCACAAACAAAUAAACAAAACAUUUAAGUUCUGGUGGUACAGAUAACAAAGAAAAAACAUUGUUUUAAAACACAUCAUUUACAUGCGAAGCAUGCUUAAAUUUUAUCAAUAUUUGCAAUUGCAAUGACAACGAUGUUUUACUAUGAUGUGUAGUAAUUUAAUGUUUGCUGUUUAUGCAUUGCACAACGGAAUAUGUUUUCGCUGAUAGGAUAUUCAUGUAUUGUAUAAUAUUAAGUGAAUAAAACAUAUCAACAUCAAA
This is a messenger RNA of Dreissena polymorpha, 1320 nucleotides long. Its product is annotated as CD82 antigen-like. NCBI's taxonomy places the organism in Eukaryota, Metazoa, Mollusca, Bivalvia, Myida, Dreissenidae. Gene Ontology annotation, cellular component: membrane. The transcript has 9 exons. The record is from RefSeq and is a predicted model, not a curated record. Bases 218 to 1009 code for a protein of 263 amino acids.